CACAGCUACGCAGGACAGGACAGCGACCCCUUGGUGCUCAACUGAAGCAGACCACCUGACGAGAUGAAGCACAUCUUGGUCGUCACUCUUCUACUCCGUGCCCUGGUCUCCCUGUCACUGAGUGAGAACAGCAACGAACCACAGAAGUGCUGCUUUGACUUCUUCAAAGUCAGAAUCCCAGCAAACACAGUGACACACAUUGAAGAGACAGAUGGCCGAUGUGUGUAUCCUGGUGUGAUAUUUUACACGGUACGGAAACAUGAGAGAUGUGUGGACCCCUCUCUGCCGUGGGUUAAAAAAAUUAUGAAGAAUCUGCAGAUAUCUCCCUUUGAGAAGGAAAAAGGACACAACAAGCUUGUGAAACCUUCACAGAGGAAACAUCCAACACCUAGUCUAGGCAUGAGGAGAAAAGCGCGGCCUGAAGACCUUAUGUCGGCCAGCAGGUGGCGCAGUGGUUAGACAUGCCUCCCUCCAUUUGAAGGGCCAAGGUUUGAAUCCUGUCUCCUGCUGUAGUACCCUAGAACAAGAUGCCUACUCUGAAUUGUUUCAGGAUAAAUCAGCAUGUUUUGUCCAAGGUUAAAUGACAGUAAGCAUCUAAACAGCAUGAGUCGCUCUGGAGGAACGUAUCAGUCAAAUAAACAACUAAUUGAUGCCCUAGGCAACUUCAUUAGUCCAAAAAGUCUUUUUGUUCUGUUUUGCCAUAAUUUUAAUAUUAUGACACAAUGGCAUAGGGACAUAGUGGUUAGAGUCCAUGCUGGGCAAUCUAAAUGCUCUCAGUUCAAGUCACAUUCAUUCUUCAGUACUUUUGUGCACAGUAUUUACCCUAAAUUGAUACAGUUAAAAAUGUAAUGCGGUUUACUGUAUGGGGUGCAUACAUUUACAAACAGUAAAACCGCAGCAUUUUAAGUUGCUUUAGACAAAGAUUCGCCUGCUUAUUAUCAAUAACUGCUUGUCAGACAAAGGGUCCUGGCAGCCCGGAACCUAUCCUGGAAACAUAGGGUGUUAGGAUACACCAGGACACACCCUGGAUAAGAUGCCAAUC
Messenger RNA from Scleropages formosus (Asian bonytongue), 1042 nucleotides. Its product is annotated as C-C motif chemokine 3-like. Gene Ontology annotation, molecular function: chemokine activity. Bases 64 to 459 code for a protein of 131 amino acids. Lineage: Eukaryota; Metazoa; Chordata; Actinopteri; Osteoglossiformes; Osteoglossidae. The record is from RefSeq and is a predicted model, not a curated record. Gene Ontology annotation, biological process: immune response. Gene Ontology annotation, cellular component: extracellular region. The transcript has 3 exons.